AUGUCGUUUUUCACGAUUGAAACGUUUCAAAAGUACAGCCAAGAAGUUCAAGAAUCGAUGGCUUCUAAGGUUCAGCUUAAUUCUACAUCACCAGUGCAUAGCAUUUCAAAGGCUGAUAUCAAAUUGAAUGAAAAGCAACCUCUAAAUAAAAAAACAACCACAAGAUCUCUUUCUGUCGAAGCUACCAGAAAGCUUGAUCCAUUGUCAUCGCUGAAUCUUGCACGUAAUGCAAAUCCAUGGCUUGAAAAUUCUCUAUUGACCCCGACGGCUUGCAAUUAUCUUGACCACGCCGAGGAUGCUUCGGCUUCUGCUGUAGCUGCAAUGUCACUGAAAUUGGUCGAUGAUUACAACACUGAAGAAGAUUGGGGUGACUUCGUUAAAUCUGGUUCACAUGACGAGAAUGUUAAGCAACAAGUUAUCAGGCGUGAGAGUUUGCUGAGACGUUCGACGCCUGCGUGUGAAGGGUCUCUCAACCAGCUUGACAACUUGAAGUGUGGCGACGGCGAAGACCGCAACAUCACGUAUGACUGGCCUCAUGACCGAUCUUCUAGCCCAAUGCGGGGUGUAAACUCACCGUCGACGGUAAUUCGCAAUAAUACCCCUACGCACGCUGAAUCUAAUCUACAGGUGCGUUCCAGUCCGAGAAAUGAAGAUUCUAAGGGUUUUACUACCACAUUGCUGAGCCGGUUGCUCUCACUUGGUAGCUUAUCGCCACGUUUUGGUUUUACACAUUCUAAUUCUAGCCGGGCGAUGGAGCGAAAUUACGAUUCGUACGACGUCACGUUUGAUCGUGGACCUGUCGGGUUAAAGCUUGAGACCGAUUGGUAUGGACGUCAAGCCGUCGUGAAAGGCUUUCGUGCUAUCAAUGCAAUAGGAGAUGAAGGUGCAGCGAAACGAUGUGGAUUAAUUCGGGUAGGUGACGUUCUUACCGCCAUUAAUGGCGAAUCGUGUCUCGAGAUGGACUUUCAAGAAACUUUGGAAUUGCUUCGUCUGGCAGGUAAAUCUCGUCACACUCUUCACUUUAAGUCCCUCGAAGCUGCCGGUGACUUGAGCAUUUACGCGAGCGACAAAGAUCUAGUACAAGCACGAGCGUUUAUUCAUCAGCACAAACAGCGGUUCUACCGACCUCCAGUUGCUCAUAAAAAUGCCAACCCACACGAGUUAAUACUUGGAUGUAUUGAGCGACUUCGAGGUGAAUUCGUGACAGCAUUUAAUUUCCACCUUGAGGAAACAGGCGAAUUUUUGCUUGCUGCAUCCUGUUUAAGUGACGGUUCAGGGCCGUUUAUUUUUCACAACUUGCGAGAUUCUCAUCUGCGUACUAUGCGCGACCUCCCUCAAAGUGAAGACUCGGCUGUAUACUUGGGUCGUCUUGAGCCAAGCUUUCUUGGCAUUGACUUUACACUUUUUGAUCAUCACACUGGCUCAACGUCGCAGCACAAUCAUGAACUUGCCUAUAUUGUCUACGAUGCAAACAUUCUUGGUCGCAUUCCUAAUUCGUUAAAAUGCAUAGUGUCAAGGCCUGUUGACGACGAUUAUGAUGACACUGGUUUUCAAAGUCGUACGAGUAUGUCUCUGCAUGAGCAGCGUUCUGGAAUGGGCAGUGAUGGCGCCAUCUUUAACACACACCAAGCACGAUUAGGGCGCUCUGCAAGUCUUGUUGACCGGUUUAACCGUCAGCAACAGUCGCGUACAAUGUCAAUCACUGAACGUCUCAGAAGUUUAACUCUGGACGACAUUGAUUUGCGGCUCGAAAUGUUUAGUGAUAACGCACACAGCUGGUUGGAUGACGAUGAUGCUGAAGGCCACUCCCGCUCUAUGCGAGUGAAGCAGAAUCGACUUAGGGGCGAGCGCGCUGCCUCGAUGGGACAGAUUUCUUACGGUGCUGUAGAGCAGCAGGAAUAUGAGAAAGAUCUGCUCGUAUUUAGCACAAAACAGCCUUGGUGGAAUGAAGACCUUCGUGCGUGGACGUUAAACUUUCAAGGACGCGCGAAAGUCGCUUCAAAAAAAAAUUUCUUGCUGGUUGGGCAGGAGUCAAACGAGAACGAAGACGAGGAACCAGGCAUAACAUUACGCUUUGGUAAAGUAUCGAAAACUCGCUUUUCGCUGGACUACGCAGCUCCUCUCGCUCCCAUUCAGGCACUUGCUGUCGCAUGUUCUGCAUUCGCGAACAAAAGGGCUGUUACGUAG
Messenger RNA from Plasmopara halstedii, 2187 nucleotides. RefSeq names its product atp-binding cassette superfamily. Gene Ontology annotation, molecular function: protein binding. Bases 1 to 2187 code for a protein of 728 amino acids. The transcript has a single exon. NCBI's taxonomy places the organism in Eukaryota, Oomycota, Peronosporomycetes, Peronosporales, Peronosporaceae. The record is from RefSeq and is a predicted model, not a curated record.